Molecule: messenger RNA, 549 nt
Organism: Medioppia subpectinata
Lineage: Eukaryota; Metazoa; Arthropoda; Arachnida; Sarcoptiformes; Oppiidae
Source: the annotation of a GenBank genome assembly
GAUUUCACGGGACGGGUGGCCCUCAUCACUGGUUCGAGUUCGGGCAUCGGUGCGGCCACUGCUUUACUAUUGGCCAAAAGUGGUGCCAAUGUUGUUAUUACUGGACGUAUCGCCGCGAAUGUGGAAAAGGUUUGUAAAGAGUGUACAGAAGUGUCGCCGAAAGGUCUGAAAGCGGUUCCAGUGGUGGCAGACGUGACCAAAGAGGAAGAUCUCGACCGACUUCUCGACACAACUAUUGAAACGUUUGGCAAAUUAGAUAUUCUGGUGAAUAACGCGGGUUUCGGAGGCUAUUCCCAGAUAUCAGACGCAGAAUAUCUCACUCCGGGUGCUGUUCGCACAAACAUAACCAGAGAGUUAUCGCUUAGUGAUGAGCAAAUCAACGCUGAGUGGGAUCGUAAGGGCAGUAAAUACCCGGUGGGUCGGUGUGGAGAGGGACUGGACAUUGCGCACGCUGUUGCCUAUCUGGCCAGUGAUCAUGCUAGUUUUGUGACCGGUACAAUAUUGUUGGCCGAUGGCGGUCACAUUGCUGCUAAUAUUAACUUCCAUUAA